Messenger RNA from Dipodomys ordii (Ord's kangaroo rat), 3454 nucleotides. Its product is annotated as zinc finger protein 768. The record is from RefSeq and is a predicted model, not a curated record. Gene Ontology annotation, biological process: regulation of DNA-templated transcription. The transcript is spliced from 5 exons. Lineage: Eukaryota; Metazoa; Chordata; Mammalia; Rodentia; Heteromyidae. The coding region runs from base 1 to 3027 and encodes 1008 amino acids.
AUGGCGCCGCCUCUGGCCCCGAUCCCCACCCGAGAGCCGAGCGGAGCAGCUCCCGCGUGCCGGAAGCCCGGGGCCGUGAGCUUCGCGGAUGUGGCCGUGUACUUCUCCCCCGAGGAGUGGGGGUGUCUGCGCCCCGCACAGAGGGCCCUGUACCGGGACGUGAUGCGGGAGACCUACGGAAAAGGAGGCACCAAGCCAGCGCUCAUCUCCUGGGUAGAGGAAGAGGCUGAACUGUGGGGUUUGGAUGCCCAGGAUCCGGAGGUGGCCAGGUGUCAGGCGGGCACAGCCCCAGAUUCCAGAAACAAGGAAGAGAAGCGAGGAAGGGAACCAGUGGAAGCACUGCAGGAGACACUUUCUCCUGACCCUGGCCCACCUGGGAUGCAGGGUCUGGGACUCCCUUCUGCUGGACUCCCUCAGGGCUUGGAGGCAGCAGCCAAAGCACCUCACCGCGGUCGUCCCCCACUCCGAGCCCACCCCUCUGUCCCCCGAGCAGACCAGCGUCAUGGCUGCUAUGUGUGUGGCAAGAGUUUCGCCUGGCGCUCCACACUAGUGGAGCACCUCUAUACCCACACCGGAGAGAAGCCCUUCCACUGUCCUGACUGCAACAAGGGCUUUGGCCGGGCCUCCUCCCUGAGCAAGCACCGGGCCAUCCACCGAGGCGACCGGCCCCACCGCUGCCCUGACUGUGGCCGGGCCUUCACGCAGCGCUCUGCCCUCAACACGCACCUGCGGGUCCACACUGGCGAGAAGCCCUACUGCUGCGCUGACUGUGGCCGCUGCUUCAGCCAGAGCUCCGCCCUCCACCAGCACCAGCGGGUGCACAGCGGCUUGACCCCCUUCCCUUGUGCUGACUGCGGCCGAGCCUUUGCCCAUGCGUCGGACCUCAGGCGGCACAUGCGCACUCACACGGGCGAAAAGCCCUACCCCUGCCCAGACUGUGGACGCUGCUUCCGCCAGAGUUCAGAAAUGGCAGCCCACAGGCGGACCCACAGUGGCGAGCGCCCUUAUCCCUGUCCUCAGUGUGGUAGAUGCUUUGGCCAGAAGUCAGCCAUGGCCAAGCAUCAGUGGGUCCAUCGCCCUGGAGCUGGGACCCGCGGGAGCCGAGGAGCUAGCGGGUUCCCUGGGUCACUGGCCCCUGACCCGGGAGACCUGGACCCACCUGUGGGUUUCCAGCACUAUCCAGAGAUAUUCCAGGAAUCUCGGGGGCCCGGGGCUGGGCAGCCCGGUCUCCCGGACGGCGCCGAGCGGGGCGAGUGGCGAGGGCUCCGAUCGCAAGGCACCCCGGCUGGGUCGCAGGAUCGUCCGCCAUCGCCACCGCCGCUGCACCGGGAGCUGGCUGGGAUGGAGCGGGAGGAGUCGCCGUGGGGCCUCGAGCCUCGGGAUGUGCAAAGUCCUGACGAAAUGGGGAGCCCCGAAGGGUCCCUCAAAGGCAACACGAGUGAGAAUGAGGAAGAGGAAAUUUCUCAGCAAGAAGGCAAUGGGGACUAUGAAGUUGAAGAAAUACCUUUUGGCCUUGAACCCCAAAGCCCUGGGUUUGAGCCACCAAGCCCAGAAAUUGAAUCCCAAAGCCCCAGGUUUGAGCCUGAAAGCCCAGGGUUUGAGUCCCGAAGCCCUGGGUUUGUGCCCCCAAGCCCUGAGUUUGCACCCAGAAGCCCUGAAUCAGAUCCUCAGAGUCCAGAGUUUGAAUCCCAGAGCCCUAGGUAUGAACCCCAAAGCCCUGGCUAUGAUCCCAAGAGCCCAGGCUAUGAACCCAGGAGCCCAGGUUAUGAGUCCCAAAGCCCUGAAUUUGGUUCUCAAAGCCCCAGGUAUAAAUCUCAGGGUCUGGGACAUGAAUCCCAAAACUCUGGAGAUGAACCUCAGACUCCUGAGUUAAAAAUUCAAAACCCUGAACUUGAAGCUCAGAGUUCUAAAUUCCAGGAAGGUACUGAGAUACUUCUGAAUCCUGAGGAAAAGAAUCCCUUAAGCAUCCCCUUAGGAGUUCACCCCCUGGACUCCUUUACUCAGGAGUUUGGGGAGCAGCCCACAGGAGCUCUAUCCCUAGGGCCACCCUUUGAGAUGCCUACAGGGGCCCUAUUGUCGACGCCCCAGUUUGAGAUGCUUCAGAACCCCCUGGGUCUGACAGGGACCCUCCGGGGUCCAGGGCGGCGGGGUGGCCGGUCCAGGGGUGGGCAGGGCCCUCGGCCUAACAUCUGCGGUAUCUGCGGGAAGAGCUUCGGCCGGGGCUCCACCCUGAUCCAACACCAGCGCAUCCACACGGGGGAGAAGCCUUACAAGUGCGAGGUGUGCAGCAAGGCCUUCUCCCAGAGCUCCGACCUCAUCAAACACCAGCGCACACACACCGGCGAGCGGCCCUACAAGUGUCCCCGCUGCGGCAAGGCCUUCGCCGACAGCUCUUACCUGCUGCGACACCAGCGCACCCACUCUGGCCAGAAGCCCUACAAGUGCCCGCACUGUGGCAAGGCCUUUGGCGACAGCUCCUACCUCCUGCGACACCAGCGCACCCACAGCCACGAGCGGCCCUACAGCUGCCCCGAGUGCGGCAAGUGCUACAGCCAGAACUCGUCCCUGCGAAGCCACCAGCGGGUGCACACCGGGCAGCGGCCCUUCAGCUGUGGCAUCUGCGGCAAGAGCUUCUCCCAGCGGUCGGCGCUCAUCCCCCACGCCCGCAGCCACGCCCGCGAGAAGCCUUUCAAGUGCCCCGAGUGCGGCAAGCGCUUCGGCCAGAGCUCGGUGCUGGCCAUCCACGCCCGCACCCACCUGCCAGGCCGCACCUACAGCUGCCCCGACUGCGGCAAGACCUUCAACCGCUCGUCCACGCUCAUCCAGCACCAGCGAUCGCACACGGGCGAGCGGCCCUACCGCUGCGCCGUGUGCGGCAAGGGCUUCUGCCGCUCGUCCACGCUGCUGCAGCACCACCGCGUCCACAGCGGCGAGCGGCCCUACAAGUGCGACGACUGCGGCAAGGCCUUCUCGCAGAGCUCCGACCUCAUCCGCCACCAGCGGACCCACGCGGCCGGCCGCCGCUGAGCGUGGCCCCCGGCGAGCCAGGACCAGCCGGAGGAACCUUCUAGCUCCAGAGGGGGCCAGCGUGCACGAAGUUCCAGGCGCCAGAGACGAAUGGGGAAAUGGGCUAUGAAGAGAGAGGGUCGAGGGCGCCCACGGGGGGCAGCAGGAAGUCCGGGGAGAGACCCAGAAAGGGCGAGCGGAGAGCAGGCUGGGCAGCAGGCCACUCCCCGGCGGGCGCCUGGCUCGGCAAAGGCCAGGCGGGGAGGGGGGAGGGGAGGGGAGGCUUGCUUAGAGUUGGGUAGCUUAGAUUGGUAGCUGCGGAGACCCUGGUUGCGGCAGGAAGGGGUAGAAGGGUAGGUAGGGCGGGGAGCAGGGCCUGGGCCUCAGUGCCAAACCCCAGCCUGCCUUGUCUUCUUGGGCCUGGGAGCCCCUGCGUUUGAGUUCAAUA